Ophidiomyces ophidiicola is the source of this 1293-nucleotide messenger RNA. RefSeq names its product anthranilate phosphoribosyltransferase (gene TRP4). The coding region runs from base 1 to 1293 and encodes 430 amino acids. The transcript has 2 exons. Gene Ontology annotation, biological process: L-tryptophan biosynthetic process. The record is from RefSeq and is a predicted model, not a curated record. Lineage: Eukaryota; Fungi; Ascomycota; Eurotiomycetes; Onygenales; Onygenaceae. Gene Ontology annotation, molecular function: anthranilate phosphoribosyltransferase activity. Gene Ontology annotation, cellular component: cytosol.
AUGGAAGCCGCCAUAGCCAAACCAGAACCAAUCUCCAUCUCGCCAUUACUUCAGAGGCUUGCGUAUCCAGAUACCGCAAAGAUCCAGGUAUCCGCGACCGAGAUAGCUUCAGCUUUUGCGUUGAUAUUUGAAGACCGCCUCUCGAUGAUUCAGACAGCUGCGCUCCUCACUUUACUACAUUCCACCGGACUCGACAAAGACUCAGAUGUCAUAGCACAAUGUGCAAAUCGCAUGCGGGAAGCAGCACAGCAGACGGAGAAGGCGCCGCUGAGGAAGGUUCUACGAGCGAGGGGCCGCAAGGAGGGUACCUAUCGUGGCGGAUUGUGUGACAUAGUUGGGACGGGCGGUGAUCAGCAUUCCACCUUCAAUAUUUCAACGACCUCUUCGAUUAUAGCAUCCCCGCUGCUGAUGAUUGCGAAACACGGAAACAGAGCACAGACGUCGUUCUCCGGCUCGGCAGAUGUUUUGAACUCAAUUGCACCAACGCCGCCGAAUAUUUCUGCUGUUAAUGCGGGUAACUUGUCAAAGGUUCUCGAAGAGACCAACUAUGCCUUUCUUUUCGCCCCCAACUUUCAUCCAGGCAUGAUGUAUGCCAAUCCUGUCAGGCGAGGCUUGGGUCUUCGGACAAUAUUUAACUUGAUGGGUCCACUUGCUAAUCCGGUAGAGUGGGCUUUGGAAGCCCGUGUCGUGGGAGUUGCAUAUCAGAGUUUGGGGCCUGUAUUCGCAAAUGCCCUUCGGCUAAGCGGGGCGAAGAAUGCGCUGAUCAUUUGCGGUGAAGAGGAUCUCGAUGAAAUAAGUUGCGCCGGUAAGACAAAUUGCUGGAGACUUUCAGGCUACCCAAACCCAGAAUACAAGGGCAACGAGGAUCUCGAAGAUGGCGACACAAGCGACGAUGAAGGAGCUCCUUCUAGAACAUUGGUUAAGUUGGAUAUUUUCCAGAUUCAACCUUCUGAUUUUGGAUUGCCGAGCCACCCAUUAUCCGAUGUGGGCGGAGGCAGACCGCCACGUGAAAAUGCACAAAAACUGAUGAGCAUUCUACGUAAUGAGCUUGCUCGGGAUGAUCCCAUUUUAGAUUUUGUCCUGAUGAAUGUGGCAGCGUUGCUUGUUAUCUCGGGUGUAUGCGAGGCAGACACCAGCAAUAUGGGGCCAGGUGAUGACGGAAACGUUAUCACGGAGCGGGGUCCUGGUGGCCUCAGGUGGAAAGAAGGCGUGAGACGCGCGCGCUGGGCUAUCGAAAGCGGAGAAGCGUUGAAGUGCCUUGAGAAAUUUAUCGACGUCACGAAUAGAUUGUGA